Messenger RNA from Coregonus clupeaformis (lake whitefish), 1445 nucleotides. Its product is annotated as ubiquinone biosynthesis protein COQ9-B, mitochondrial. Gene Ontology annotation, biological process: ubiquinone biosynthetic process. Lineage: Eukaryota; Metazoa; Chordata; Actinopteri; Salmoniformes; Salmonidae. The record is from RefSeq and is a predicted model, not a curated record. The transcript has 9 exons. Bases 49 to 1053 code for a protein of 334 amino acids. Gene Ontology annotation, molecular function: lipid binding. Gene Ontology annotation, cellular component: mitochondrial inner membrane.
GUAAAAAUGAUGCGUCUGAUGUCUAAAAAAAUCUGUUAGCAGCUGGAUAUGGCGGCGCUGCUAAGAGGACUACGAGUUGGAAGGGCCCUGCGGGGUCUUGGCAGCGUGGUAAUUCAAAAAACAUCCAGUCCCCAAUGCAAUGGCCUGAGAAGAGGCUUCCACUGUGCUGCACUUUGUCUUCAGGAGGACAAGGACAAGUCCAUCCCUGUCCCCCCAUCCUCUGCUGCAUCCUCAACUACAACCUUCCACGAGCAUUACCAAGCCCACCCAUCUAAAAACGACACUACGACAUAUACGCAGGAAGCUGCUGCUAAGGAGGCUCCCCAGCCUAAUACUAGUUAUGCAGACCAAAGUGGAGAACAAGGAGAAGAGUAUGAAACAGAGGAGCAACUGCAAGCACACAUCCUUAACGCUGCACUGGACUUUGUCCCACUACAUGGUUGGACUCUUGAGGCCAUUUCAGCAGGGGCUGAGACACUGGGCCUCUCAGCAGCCUCCAGUGAAAUGUUCCAGAAUGGCGCAGGGGACCUGGUUUUGCACUUCGUCGCUCAGUGCAAUGCCCAGCUAACAGAGCAGCUGGCAGAGCAGCACAACAAGAUCCAACUUGGUCAGGCUGAACCAAAGAAAACUGCUGAGUUUCUUAGAGAUGCUGUGGAGACCAGAUUGAGGAUGUUGACCCCAUAUAUCGAUAAUUGGCCACAGGCUAUGAGUAUUCUGCUCCUCCCACACAACAUCCCAGACAGUCUGAAGCACCUCUCCACCCUGGUGGAUGAUAUCUGGUACUAUGCUGGAGACCGUUCCACAGAUUUGAACUGGUAUACGAAACGGGCUGCGCUGACAGGGAUCUAUAACACCACUGAGCUAGUGAUGAUACAGGACUCCUCAGAAGACUUCCAGGACACCUGGAACUUCCUUGAAAACCGAAUCCAGGAUAUUGUCAACAUGGCUGGCACCGCCAAACAGGCAGUAUCUACAGGAGAAGCAGUGGCGCAGGGGUUUAUGGGAGCUGCUGUUACGCUGAAGAAUCUAACAGGGAUUAACCGGAGACGAUGAAACAAGAUUGCUAUUUCUGUUUCACCACCCCCUUCCCAUCCCCUCUGAUCUCUGCCAGUCAGGGGUUUGUGUGUGAGGCAUUGAAGAUCAGCUUCUGUGCUCACAGCUCAGGCAUUUAUUCUCUUAUCUGUAAUACCCUAUCGUGUUGGUUUGUUUUAUUGCUUAGUCGCCUUUAUCCACUAUAAAACUAUUAUUGUGCCUUAGGUCUGGUUUUUCCAUUUGUAAAGUGGGUUGGUAUGAGGUUUCACUUUCGUCCAGUUUGAAACGGUUGUCCCUCACAUCCACUCCUAUCCCUUUUCCUUUUGUAUAAAGGAUGCAAAAAUUUGAUUGUAUUUUAAAGUUUUUGGUUCGGCUCCAUUGAGAGUUCCUAAAUAAAUUACAGAUUAAUUUAA